Molecule: messenger RNA, 2302 nt
Organism: Engraulis encrasicolus (European anchovy)
Lineage: Eukaryota; Metazoa; Chordata; Actinopteri; Clupeiformes; Engraulidae
Gene: wdr5
Product: WD repeat domain 5
Exons: 14
Coding region: 232-1236 (334 amino acids)
Biological process (GO): transcription initiation at RNA polymerase II promoter
Cellular component (GO): transcription factor TFIID complex
Molecular function (GO): protein binding; RNA polymerase II general transcription initiation factor activity
Source: RefSeq, a predicted model, not a curated record
UUCCCCGCCGCCUGAGGUUGACGCCGUGGAGAGGUGUCUACCCGCUUUUACAUUGUGCAAAACAAAGCGAAUUCUAUCAAAAAACUAGGGAAAUAUCACCAAGAUCAACGUAUCCUCUAGUAAAGUACAGCCUCUACCUUGACGUGCGACCAAGCAUCGGCUUACCUCUGGCUGACGUGCAAACACUUCCAAAAGGGAAAAAAAAUAACAAUUUCUUCUAGCUCCAUCGCCAUGGCAACAGAGGAGAAGAAACCAGACACUGAAGCCUCUAAAGCACAGUCUGCAUCAUCUGGCUCUGCCAGUCAGAGCAAGUCGGUACCAGUGAAGCCGAACUAUACACUGAAGUUCACGUUAGCUGGCCACACGAAAGCAGUCUCCUCAGUGAAGUUCAGUCCCAGUGGCGAGUGGUUAGCCAGCUCAUCGGCUGACAAGUUGAUAAAAAUAUGGGGGGCAUAUGAUGGAAAGUUUGAGAAGACAAUAGCUGGCCACAAGCUUGGAAUAUCCGAUGUAGCCUGGUCCUCUGACUCCAACCUACUGGUUUCUGCCUCUGAUGAUAAGACCCUGAAGAUCUGGGAUGUCAGCUCGGGCAAGUGUUUGAAGACGUUGAAAGGCCACAGCAACUACGUAUUCUGCUGCAACUUCAACCCCCAGUCCAACCUGAUCGUGUCUGGCUCGUUUGAUGAGAGUGUGCGUAUAUGGGACGUGAAAACAGGGAAGUGUUUGAAGACCCUGCCAGCACAUUCGGAUCCGGUUUCUGCUGUGCACUUCAACAGAGAUGGCUCUCUAAUUGUGUCCAGCAGCUAUGAUGGACUUUGUCGAAUUUGGGACACAGCGUCUGGCCAGUGUCUGAAAACACUCAUUGAUGAUGACAACCCACCCGUUUCUUUUGUGAAAUUCUCCCCCAACGGUAAAUACAUCCUGGCGGCGACGUUGGACAACACUCUCAAACUGUGGGACUACAGCAAAGGAAAGUGCUUGAAGACAUACACGGGGCACAAAAACGAGAAGUAUUGCAUAUUUGCCAACUUCUCAGUCACAGGUGGCAAGUGGAUCGUCUCUGGCUCCGAGGACAACAUGGUCUACAUUUGGAAUUUGCAGACCAAAGAGAUCGUACAGAAGUUACAGGGUCACACAGAUGUUGUCAUCGCCACUGCCUGCCACCCCACAGAAAACAUCAUUGCCUCAGCAGCGUUAGAAAACGACAAAACCAUCAAACUGUGGAAAAGCGACUGCUAAACUCCCAAGCGCCUCCUUCGCCUACUGGGAAGCACCAUCAUUUCCGACAGGCUUGUUUUAUUCUUCUUUUUUUUGGUAUGUUUUAAUUUUGGGCGGUAUAAAAGAAAAAAGGAACAAAAGAAGAAAUGACAGAAGAACUUUGGCAGAUGGCAUUCUGGUGUUUGCGUCAAGGUGCCAGAAGACCGCAUGAGCACACACUUGAAUCAGCCAGUGAUCGCACAACUUUCCUCUCCUAACACACCUGGUUAGCACCAUUAGCUCCUACACACACACACACACACACACACACACACACACACACACACACACACACACACACACACACACACACACACACACACACACACACACACACACACACAGAGCUCUCUAAAACCUGAUGCUGGUGCACUACAUUUAUCAUGCUGUGUUUUUUCCCACCUCUACAUAUUGGAGAGUGUUUUUUUUGUUUUUUUGCUUCUCCUUUUUUAUACUUAUUCCUGUUCAUACAUCUGUAUGGGUUGCACUUCUGGCGUUUUCCCCACCUUAAGCAGACCACCUUAUUCUCGUAGAUAAUGCCCUGCUUUCGCUCCAGGCAGCAAAUGAAGAAAACACAACUCUUGUCUAUACUCUGGACCUGCAGCAAGUCGCUUUCCAUGCACUAUGAUCUCAUGUAUGAUUUAGUCUUUGUUUUCUUUUCAGUGCAUGCACUGUACAAGUACAAAAUCCACUCACAGCAAACCACUUGACUCCCCAUCCUGAAGUGUUCUCUGUGUCAUGCCUGGUUUCUUCCAUCAGUGUUUUGGUAGUGCUCCCAUCAAGUGGUCUUUUUUGUUGUUGGUGUAUUUGUCUUCAAUUUGAGGAUGGGGAAGAUGUUUGAAGUGAUGUAAAACGUAUUUGUUGGAAAUCUCCCCAGUCACACGUACACCAGUAUAUUCAGCAGAAAUAUGUUAAAAUGUCAUAAAGAACAAGCCUAAAAAUGCACCCAGCCAACUGGUACUUACAGUGUAACAGCAUAUGAAGGGUGUCUAGCGUGUCUUAGUCAUUGUAAAUAUAGAAGGGCAUGAAAAUAAAGAUUUUUUUAAAA